Molecule: messenger RNA, 1841 nt
Organism: Spea bombifrons (plains spadefoot toad)
Lineage: Eukaryota; Metazoa; Chordata; Amphibia; Anura; Pelobatidae
Gene: RASD2
Product: RASD family member 2
Exons: 3
Coding region: 550-1350 (266 amino acids)
Molecular function (GO): GTP binding; GTPase activity
Source: RefSeq, a predicted model, not a curated record
GUAUAUGGUGCCUGCAGCUGGCUGCACUGACUCUGACCCAGUGGCUUGGCUGCCAAGAGGAGGUAAAGAAAAUCGCGGCAGACUUUAUCCCACAUUGUGCUGCUUAUUGCUUUAAAAACGUUGACGAUCAGAAAAUAAUUAAACGAUGCGUUUUAAAGUAAUUGGAAGUGCUUGGAAUAUACCUAAUAUUGAGUUACUGUGGUUAGUGGAGAACGCCGUAUGCAACUGAACCUUUGCCGUUCGUUUCAUUAUGAAUCGUUUUAAACAUUGAUUGGCAACACUGAACGACUGAGACCAUAAUCCAGUGGAAUGGCAAAUAGAGAGUUCGAUGCUAUUUAAGAGAUCGUGACACGAUCUGGAAGUUUGGAGUUGCUCUCUGAGGACAGUAUUUGAUCGUAUUCUGCAAAACAGGUACUAUUCUUGGCAACUGGCGCUUUCCGAAAUUUUAACAAAACAGACUGUCUGAUGUGUGUCUGGUCGAGGUGAAUUAACACGGGGACUGCGGAAAACCGAAGCAUCUCAUACAGCUCAUCUAAAAAGCAAGAAGUCAUGAUGAAGACUAUUUCUAGUGUGAACUGUACACUUAGUGUCCCAGCUAAGAACUCUUACCGUAUGGUGGUUCUUGGAGCCUCCAGGGUGGGAAAAAGCUCCAUUGUUUCCCGAUUUCUGAAUGGGAGAUUUGAAGACCAAUAUACGCCGACCAUUGAGGAUUUUCACCGCAAGCUGUACAACAUAAGGGGGGACAUGUACCAGCUUGACAUCCUUGAUACAUCUGGGAACCAUCCUUUCCCAGCCACAAGAAGGCUCUCAAUACUAACAGGUGAUGUGUUUAUACUUGUAUUUAGCUUAGAUAAUCGAGAGUCAUUUGAUGAAGUGAAGAGGCUACGAAAGCAAAUCCUAGAAGUAAAGUCUUGUGUAAAGAACAAGACAAAAGAGACCGGAGAAUUUCCCAUGAUGAUCUGUGGCAACAAGAGUGAUUAUGGCGACCACCACCGCAAGGUACGCACAGAAGAGGCAGAACGUCUGGUGUCAGGGGAUGAAAAUUGUGCUUACUUUGAAAUCUCUGCAAAGAAGAACUCAAAUGUUGACAAGAUGUUUCAAGUCCUUUUCAGCAUGGCUAAACUUCCCAAUGAGAUGAGUCCAGCUCUUCACCGUAAAAUCUCCAUGCAGUAUGGAGACGCUUUCCAACCAAAGUCGUUCAGGUUGAGAAGGCUGAAAGAGAUGGGUGCCUAUGGCAUGGUCUCUCCUUCUGCUAGACGCCCCAGUGUAAACAGUGAUCUCAAGUACAUAAAAGCUAAAGUUCUGGGAGAAGGACAAGGGCGGGAGAGGGAAAAAUGCUCUGUUCAGUAACUGUCCUAUAUCCGAGUGCAAACUGAAGUGCCUUUAGGCAUGGGAGAAACCCACUGUAAAUGAAGAACCUUAAAGAAAGUAUACAUAUUUCUUUAUGGACAAAAGGCAACUCAUAGACAAUUGCUGAAGCUUAAAGUUGUGUACCUGUUUUUGGCUCUACCUAAUGGACAUAAAUUCUGAUUUAGAGUUAUAGGUCAUAGGAACUAAAAUGUAAAUAAUUUCAUCACAUAAUGUUUGCUGAGUAUGAACAUAAUUUUUUCUUGUUCUCAAUUCAUUGAUCUGUAAAUGGAGAUCUUGAGUAUGUACAGAACAAUUAAUAUAUUUUAUUACAUUUAUGUGGACCAUGCAGUCUUGUACAAAUUAAAUCCUGGAAUUGUUUAAGUGAAGCGACAUUAAUGGCCCUGCACACAGACUACUGAAUUAGAUACUGUUAUUUUGGAAUUUACAAGGAAAGCAUGUAAAUAAAUAUGGCUUACUAAAAAACAUAUAAA